CCAGCAUCCCCAGUAUCUCAUUCUCAUCCGAUCCUACAGCCAGUGUUGUUCUAGACCAGAGUUCGAGCAAGGAGCUAGCUGAGCACUUGCACACAGCUCUGCUCGAUCGUGUAGCUAGCGAAGCCACAGUGACCGACUUUGCUGUAGCGGAUAAACCACCGGACCAAAACCGAUCCAUCCAUCCAACCACAGAACACGUACGCGUAUACUAGAGACAUGGCCUCCGCGAUCAAGGCUGCAUCGACCUCCCGGUGGUCUUCGUCCCCGGCGGUACAGUCGUCGCCGCUCCCGAAGCGGGUCGCCAUGCCGGGGCGCCGGAGGUCUGUGGCCACUGUAAGAUCGGUCGCCGCGGUAGCUCCGGCUGCCCCGGCGCCGGCCAGGCUCACCGGUGCCGGCCUGACGGUGUCGCAGACCAUGUCCAAGCUCAGGGCGCAGGGCAAGACGGCGUUCAUCCCGUACAUCACCGCCGGCGACCCGGACCUGGCGACGACGGCAGAGGCGCUGCGGCUCCUGGACGCGUGCGGCGCAGACGUCAUCGAGCUCGGCGUGCCCUUCUCGGACCCCUACGCCGACGGGCCGGUCAUCCAGGCGUCGGCGGCGCGGGCGCUGGCGAGCGGCACGACGCCGGACGCUGUGCUGGCGAUGCUCCAGGAGGUGACGCCGGAGCUGUCCUGCCCGGUGGUGCUCUUCUCCUACUUCAACCCCAUCGUGCACUGGGGCCUGCCCGACUUCGCCGCCGCCGUCAAGGACGCCGGCGUGCACGGCCUCAUAGUGCCCGAUCUCCCGUAUGGAGCCUCGUGUGCUCUCAGGACUGAAGCCAUCAAGAACAACAUCGAGCUGGUGCUGCUCACAACACCAUCUACGCCAGCGGAUAGAAUGGAGGAGAUCACAAAAGCUUCACAAGGAUUCGUGUAUCUCGUGAGCGUCAAUGGAGUUACAGGUCCACGCGCAAACGUGAACACACGUGUCGAAUCUCUCAUCCAGGAGGUUAAACAGGUCACUGACAAACCUGUUGCUGUUGGCUUUGGCAUAUCGAAACCUGAGCAUGUAAAGCAGAUUGCAGAGUGGGGUGCAGAUGGUGUGAUCAUUGGCAGUGCAAUGGUGAGACAAUUAGGUGAAGCAGCCUCUCCCAAAGAAGGCUUGAAGAGGCUAGAGAAAUAUGCCAGGAGCAUGAAGAACGCACUACCAUGCCAGUGAACUAGUCGGAUGACGCAAUAUAUAGGCUGUUAGCAUGCACGUUAGAAAAACAAUCUUGGCAGGAGUAGGACAACUAAUAAUGAUCCAUUCAGCAAGAUUGCUUUGUACACAUUGUAACGAAAAGGUAUCAAUACAAAACUCAGCGAUUCCUAACUCAAUACAAAAAUCAACAUUGCGUUAUUGAA
Molecule: messenger RNA, 1382 nt
Organism: Sorghum bicolor (sorghum)
Lineage: Eukaryota; Viridiplantae; Streptophyta; Magnoliopsida; Poales; Poaceae
Product: indole-3-glycerol phosphate lyase, chloroplastic
Exons: 5
Coding region: 217-1197 (326 amino acids)
Biological process (GO): L-tryptophan biosynthetic process
Cellular component (GO): chloroplast; cytosol
Molecular function (GO): tryptophan synthase activity
Source: RefSeq, a predicted model, not a curated record